Messenger RNA from Cimex lectularius (bed bug), 823 nucleotides. Its product is annotated as UPF0428 protein CXorf56 homolog. The transcript is spliced from 4 exons. Lineage: Eukaryota; Metazoa; Arthropoda; Insecta; Hemiptera; Cimicidae. The record is from RefSeq and is a predicted model, not a curated record. Bases 113 to 772 code for a protein of 219 amino acids.
ACCUUCCAUGUUGUUUGUGUUAUUUCACGUUGUUUACAUUUUUAGUAUUUUUCGGUGCUGAAUUGUUGUUCACUUCGACUUUUGUUUGACUUGACACUAAGAACAUUGAAAAAUGCCGAAAGUCGUAUCGAGGAGCAUUGCUUGCUCCGAUACAAAAGACAAGGAGGAAUACAGCGAGGAAAAACCUCUUCAUAUUUACUACUGCCACUGUGGACAAAUGACACUCAUAUUAGAUUGUCCGGUAGAGAAACUUCCUCUCCGACGUCGAGACGGUGCAAGAGUCUUAGAUGGGCACAAACAUGCACAUAAAAUACUCUGUGACCCAGAUGAAAUUAUAUAUCUCAAGAGGCCAGAAGGAAUUGAAAAACAGCAUAGAAUGAAGUGCAAAAAGUGUAAAUUAAGUCUCUACUAUAAGCAUGACCUUACAAGCAGUGUAUCAUUUGUGCUGAAAGGUGCUGUCAAGAGUUCAGGAGAACAGCCCAAGAUGGACAUUUAUAACCAGGUUACUGCAGAACGGCCUAAAAAAAUAAUGGUCACAAAACAUACGAAAAAUAUGGGAAAAUUUAGUUCAGUCACAGUGUCUACUAUUGACGAAGAAGAAGACGAAAUUGAAGCUAGGGAAGUUGCUGAUUCUUAUGCUAAUAAUGCACGGAUCAUUGAGAAACAGUUAGAACGAAAAGGCAUGAAUAAGAGGAAAUUAGUGGUUCAAAAGACUCAAGCUGAACUUGAUGCUAAGAAGAGUAGAGUAAGAGGGACGUUAAUAGAUAAAUAAAUCUUUAUAUUUAUUGAAUUAUGUAAAUACAACAAUUUUUAGUAAUACGUG